AUGUCGGACGACAGCCUGUUAAUAAUUGAAUCCGACUCUGAAGAAGGACCACAAAUAUUGGAUGCUGACCCUUUCCAUAUUGAGCCAAUGAAUGUUGCGAUUCAAGCAUUCGAAGAUGAACCUCCACCAUUAAAUCAACUUGCUUACGAUAAUGAGCCACUUCAAACAAUAGCAAAACAUCUCGAAUUUUUAAUGACACAAGAAGGAAAUGUUAAAUACAAUCAGAAAACUCGCGAAAGUUUAUUAAAAGUAAUUACCGUUUUUGCUUAUCAAUCGGGAAAGCAUGCAAUUUCUGCUUCAGCACCUGUCCAACUACCAGGUACAACUCCUAAAGUACAAAAUCCCGAAAAACAGAAAGAAGAACCAGCAAUAUCUGCUCGUGAGUUCAAGAAGUUAACUCAACAGCUUUUAAGAUCGCAAGAAGAGUUAGCAGAUUGUCAGCAUAAAUAUGCUCUAGCUGAGCAACGUGAGCAAAUCCUUCGAAAAGAAAUUCAUCAAUUACAACAAGAAAAUGAUGAUUUAUUCAAGGAUAAAUCUCAACUCUUAUCAAAGUUGCAAACCACAAGACGUGAAUUUGAUGCUAUUGAGGGCGAUCUCAAGCAACAACUCUCAAAACUCAAAGAUGAUAAUUCAAACUACCGUGACAACUUAAAUCAGAGUUCAUUUGCAGCAGAAAGAUUACAAAAGCAAAUUGCUUCUCUUAAUGAAGAGCUUGCUACAGCCACAUCACAAAAUAACAGGUUGCAAACAAAACUUAAUUCCAAGAUUGAGAGUAUGAAGCAACUUAGACACAAAUUGCAUGAAACAGAAAUACAAAUGCAUAAUACAGAAGCAGAAAACGAAGAAUUUAGUAUUCGGAUUGGUGAUCUUACCAAUAAAAUUGAUCAAUUAGCACAACAAUUGCAGGAUGAAGGUCCAGAUGCAUUUUCAAAGCUUAAAGAGGACAAAUCUAAAUUAGAGAAUGCACUUAACAUUGCUGUUAAACAUGUUGAAGAACAAGCGGCCGAAAUUAAGAAAUUAAAUAAGAUUAACACUCAAUGCUACGGAAUUAUUAACAGACAGACUGAAUUGAUCCGUUCAUAUGAUGACUAUUCAGAUAAAAUCAAAGAAAAAGCUGCUGAAGAGCAAAUACAGAAUAAUACCUUAACAGCAAUUCCUGCAACAACAAUCCAAGAGCGCUCUAUUCCUCCAAUGCAAGCGCAAUCAUAUGUUCAGCCACCUCGUAUAAGCCCACUUACAGAAUCCUAUUUCAAUGCAAUCGUUGACGUGCUUCGUCCAAGAUUUGGCGAUAUUGCAAACGAUCAGGUACUUGAUAUUGUUACAAAGCUUUCCAAAGGAACAAUAGAUAAUGAGAUGACAGAACUUAAUAAGAGGCUCAUGACCUUAAUUGAAAAUCAGCUUAGAUUCCUUUAUCAAAUGGCUAAUAACGGUGCUCUUCAGCUUUAUCUUUUAUCUUCCGAUAAAGCUGAUGAAAUUUACAUGGAUCAGAUUCCAUUUAGAGACCAAAUUCUUGUUGAAAUCGCCAGAUGCCGUUCCUUCCUUACACUCAAUAAAGUUGAUCUUCCAGAACAUGAUAUUACACCAACAGUUGCUAAGACAAAGCUUGAUAAAGUUGAUGAUUCAGCAGAACUUCCUCAACGUGAAGCCUUUGAUAUUGCUGCAUUGCAAUCAGCUAAUGCCAACAUCAUCAGAACUCUUGGUGAGAAAUUAGCUGAACAAAAUGCACAAUUCAUUGUUGGUCUUACAGAAAUUGCCAAACUAAUUAACUACGAUGAUAAGAUAGAAACAAUCAUGCCUGUUUUAGUUGCAAAGAUCAAGAACUUCAUUGCUUGUGCAAAGGAUUGUUCAGAAGCUGAAGGUGAAUUCGAUUACAACAACUUUGAUGAAUCAGUUAAGAAGAUUCAAUCAAUAUACAGAAAGAAUGCCAUUGUCUUUAAGUCUCUUGGAGCUGGGCUUCAGGAGAUCACAAAUUAUAAUGGCGAUAUAGACAAACUUCCAGCUCAUGUUCAUAAAUAUAUUCAAGAUAUGAACAAAGAACUUGAAAAUAUAAUUGCGGCCAGAACAAAGGAUCUCCUUACACAGGCAGAAGAAUUCGAUAAGAAGAUGGAAGAUGAAAAGGCAUUAAGUACAAAGAAUUUAGCAGAGUUAGAAGCUAAAGUUCAAGAACUUGAAGAGCGCAACCAAGAUUUGAAUUCGGCAAAUACAAAGCAAAUGAAUGAAAUCUCUUCAUUGAAGACAAACUUACAAGAUGUUACAGAAAGAAAAGAAGAUUUCGAAUCCAAGUACAACCAACUUAAUGAGAACAUCAAAGAGAUGGAAGGUGAAUUACAAAGGAUGAGAACAGAAAAUAGUAAUCUCGAGGCUGAAAUGAGAAAGAGAGAUAACAACUUCGAACAAAGAAUCAUGAAAGCACUUGAAACAGAAAGAGCAUCUCAUGCACAAGAAGUUGAAAUUACAGAUAAGAGAAUGAAAGAUCUUCAGCAGAAACAUGAAGAACAAAUGGCUGCCAAACAAGCUCUUCUCCGUGAAACAAAGAAGAAACUUAAGAUGGUCAUUACAACAUAUGAUGACGCCUUCAAGAAACAGAAGAAUUCAAUGCAAGCACUUAGACAACAGAACCAAACUUUGGUUGCAAAGAUUACAUCAAUGACAGGAAAUGGCGGAAAGAAUGAACCGAAUGAUGACGCAGCCAAAGCACUUGCAGCUGAAAUACAACUGCUUGAAAUGAGAUUGAAACAGGCUAAUGAAGAUGCAGAAAAGGUUGCAAGUGUUAAGGAUACCUAUUGGCAGUCUCAAGUUGCUUUAGUCGAAUCUCAAAUGAUGGAUAACUUACAGAAGAAACUUGAAGAGGCACAAAAGACUCAUGAACAAUUUGUUGGUGCAAUGAUUGAUGAAUUCCAGAAGUAUUGCUCUUCAAUUUAUGAUGGCACUGAAGAAAGCGCUAUGCAGAUUGCUAAAGAAGUUGCUAAUAAAGUUGAAACUGUCGAGAAGCAAUGCGCGAUUGCACAAAAGAAAGCUGAUCUUAUUCUCGAACAAAAGAGAAGAAUGGAGCAGAACCAAACAGAUGAAAUUCCAAAGGUUGUCAAGAUGAUUAAGUCCCUUCAAACAUGGGAGAAAUGGGCAAAAGAUAUGUAUUCAAAUGCUUCCAACAGAGAUGCAAAGGAUGAAACACCAGAAUCUUUGAGGGCAAAGCUUGGUGAUAUGAUUAUAAUAUCUUCUGCUUAUGGCAAAGUUAUUGGAUGUCUUGACUCUCUCAGAGUACAGAAGAAAGCACUUCUUAAUCAUAUAGGUGAUAUUCAACCUCCAAAUUAUAUGACUUCUGGAGCGUUUGCGAAAAUUGUCCUGUUUGCAGUCAGGGUUUCAAAGCUUGGCUGUAAAACAGUAGCAUUUAUUCCUAGUUCAAUCUGA
Molecule: messenger RNA, 3408 nt
Organism: Trichomonas vaginalis G3
Lineage: Eukaryota; Parabasalia; Trichomonadida; Trichomonadidae
Exons: 1
Coding region: 1-3408 (1135 amino acids)
Source: RefSeq, a predicted model, not a curated record